Molecule: messenger RNA, 3568 nt
Organism: Ictalurus furcatus (blue catfish)
Lineage: Eukaryota; Metazoa; Chordata; Actinopteri; Siluriformes; Ictaluridae
Product: cytochrome P450 2C20-like
Biological process (GO): xenobiotic metabolic process
Cellular component (GO): intracellular membrane-bounded organelle; cytoplasm
Molecular function (GO): oxidoreductase activity, acting on paired donors, with incorporation or reduction of molecular oxygen, reduced flavin or flavoprotein as one donor, and incorporation of one atom of oxygen; heme binding; iron ion binding
Source: RefSeq, a predicted model, not a curated record
AUUCACAACUCAAAAAAGUGCAAAUAUUGUUUCUGAAGAAGAGCUAUGAAUAUCUCCAGCACUUUACUUUUGCUGGGUUUAGUGAUAGCUCUGUUAAUAUUGCUCAGAUGGAGGAAUCAGCCACAUAAUCUUCCUCCAGGACCUACAGCUUUGCCUCUACUUGGAAACAUUCUUACCAUGGACAACCGUGCACCCUUUAAAACCUUUUUAAAGUGGAGUAAGACUUAUGGUCCUGUGAUGACGGUGUAUUUGGGAACCCAGAGAGUCCUUAUCCUGGUGGGCUAUGACACAGUGAAAGAAGCCCUUGUUGACAACGCAGAUGAUUUUAUUGGCAGAGCCCCUGUUCCAUUCAUUCAGAAAGUUCUGAAAGGCUAUGAAAUGAUGAGAAAGGAGGUGAUAGAAAUACAUCAGUCUGGGAAGGGUUACAAAGCUACUUCAAAGGCUCUGAAACUCCAAAGAACCACAGUGAGAGCCAUCAUCUCCAAAUCGAGAAAACUCAGCACAGUAGUGAACCUUCCCAGAAGUGGCCAACCUUCCAAAAUUCCUCCAAGCACAGCAACUACUCAUCCAGCAAGUCACAAAAGAGCCAAGGACAACAUUAAAGGAACUACUGGCUCCCUUGCAUCAAUAAAGGUCACUGUUCAUGACUCCACUAUCAGAAAAACACUUGGCAAAAAUGGCAUCCAUGGAAGAGUGAAAAUCCUAAAGGAGAAUGUCCAGUCUUCAGUACGCAUUACGAUCAGUAAUGGAGAGCGCUGGCGUCAGCUCAGGAGGUUCACACUCACUACACUGAGAGAUUUUGGGAUGGGACGCAAGCGGAUGGAGGGGUGGAUACAGGAAGAAAGCAGACACUUGCUGGAUAAUAUCAAGGAAACAAAUUCUGCACCAGUUGACCCCACGUUCUACCUGAGCAGAGCCGUGUCCAACAUCGUCUGCGCACUGGUGUUUGGUCAACGCUUCAGUUAUGAGGAUAGCCACUUCCUGCGUCUGCUCCAGGUCUUCACUGGAGUACUGCAGUUUGGCAGCAGCACAUGGGGACAGCUGUAUAAUAUCUUUCCAUGGCUGGUUGAGCUACUUCCUGGUAAUCAUCUCAAACUUAUAAACGAUGUGGAUGAACUCAAGGACUUUUCUAGGGGCAAAGUACAAGAGCACAAGGACAAUUUGGACCCCGAAAACCCACGAGACUUCAUCGACUGCUUCCUCAUCCGACUCAAACAGGAAAAGGACAAUCCCAAUACGGAAUUUCACUAUGAAAAUUUGAUAGCCACUGUCUUAAACUUAUUCCUGGCUGGGACUGAGACCACAAGCACUACUAUCAGAUAUGCUCUCAUGUUACUGAUCAAGCACCCUGAAAUACAGACUCGCAUGCAGAAAGAGAUUGACACUGUGAUUGGACAAGAGAGAAGCCCUUCAUUGGAAGACAGGAAGUCCCUCCCAUUUACUGAUGCAGUAAUCCAUGAAGUGCAGCGUUAUAUCGAUCUCGUGCCGCUCAAUGUUCCUCAUUACACCACACAUCAGAUUACAUUCAGAGGCUACACAAUUCCAAAGGACACAGUAAUCUUGCCCUUGCUUCACUCUGUUCUGAGGGAUGAGGAACACUGGGAGAAGCCCUGGUCAUUUGACCCAAGGCAUUUCUUGGACACAAAUGGCAACUUUAAAAAGAACCCUGCGUUCCUGCCUUUUUCUGCAGGUAAGAGGUCCUGUGUGGGAGAGUCUCUGGCGCGUAUGGAGCUAUUUAUUUUCCUGGUGUCUCUGCUGCAACAUUUCACCUUUACCACACCUGGAGGACCUGAGAGUGUUGAUUCCACUCCUGAAAUCAGCGGCUUUGCCAACCUGCCUCGCAAAUACCAGCUCAUCGCUACCCCCCGCUGAACUAAGAGAUUACUGUAGGCAGACAUUUCAGUCUUAAUGCAAUUACUAGUGCAAAGAUUGUAGCCUGAUCUCAUCUCGCAUAGAUUUUCAUGGAAUUGAAGAGCCCAAGAUAGUAUUUGUUAAUAUAUCAUACAAGCAUAUAUAGUUAUGUUUUGUUUUGAGUAAGGAAUAAUUGAUGAAGGGCCAUGGUAAUGCAUUACACCUGUUCAUUAAUUUCUAAUAAUUCAACGGACCUGAGUCAAUUAUUCCACUUAUAGCACAGUUAUCACAACUCAAGACAUUGUUCAGCUGUUUAACUUUAAGACAUUUGUCAGGUUUUUGUCCUUAAAAUGCUCUUGUGUGUGGAACUAAUUUAUUACGCAUCCCAUCUUAAGCCUCCGUUGCUAAUUCCAAAACGUCAUUUUAGAGCUAGUAAAGGAGGCUUGAACCAUUGAUAUGCAAGAGAGAGAGAGAGAGAGAGAGAGAGAGAGAGAGAGAGUGAGUUCAGAUUUCAUACUGAUAAUAUAAAAAUAGAACAAAUAAAUAAAUAAAUAAAUAAAUAUCGAUUUAUUUAUUUAUACUUAUUCACAGGGUUUAUAAGUGAAUAAGUGGCCUACUUAUUCACAGGGUUUCUCGUUUUUAUUACUGCAGAAAAUGCAACAAAUAAAGAAAUAAAUAUUGAUGCUUGUUCAUCGCUCCAAUAACUGCAUAUCAAUGGCUCAAGCCUCCAUUUCGACUCGUGGCCGCAUUACCACCUCGGUGCGCAUUAUUUUUCUAAUAAGUUAAUGGACCGUGGUCAAUUAUAACUUACUUAUUUCUGGAAACUCAAAAUUGUCUGUAAUUUUGUUUGUUGUUAAAUGUGUGUGCGGUGGUGGACAGUAGGCUUUUUUGUAACUUUAGUAACUUCUCUGUCAGUUCAGUUAACUUGGCGAAGUGAUAUGGAACUUUAAUGUGGUCAAGACCUGAGUGGAACUACUUUAGGUGUGCAUUUACUGAAAAAUAAUUUCACACCUCAGAACAUCUGUCUGCCAGUCAGAAUCGAUUUCACUACAGCCUCUGUUUACACAGCUGACAAAGGACUUUUGUCUGAAACGUUCUGUUUCACUGGAAGCUUUGUGCACUAUACUGAACUUUUACCAUCUCUACAUGUACAGUAUAUUCAUACUGAUUGUAUGCUUGUUUUAGCACAUAUUAUUUUUAGAUGUUACUUAUAGAAGUAAAUUACCCAUUGGAGCUGUUUUUUUUUUUUUUUUUUUUGUGAUCUGGAUUCUUCUGAACAUGCCAAUAUUGUGUAUGACCUAGACUGUGUUUCUUACCACAGUUAUUGGAUUUGCUCUCUCUCUCUCUCUCUAUCUCUCUCCUAAUUAACAUCAUUCAAAUGGGUCUUAUGCUCAUGAGUCUCCUUUGUGACUGUUUUCUCUUCACUUUUCUCUUUUUUCAAAUUACAAAUGAUAACAACUGAAUGAGUGAAUUAAGCACCAAACCAAACUCCUUUGUUCAGAGGGUAAAAUAGUAUUAUUUCCUAUUUUUGCUUGUUUGUUUGUUUUUUACUAAUUCAUUUGAAGUCUUACUGUCCCAAAAUGUAAGCGCUACACACUAAUGACUACUUACGUUAAAGAAAGGAUAGAUGUGUACCAGAAUAGAUCAUAGUUUAAAUAAUGUUUUAAUUUGAACAAACUAACUAAAUAAACUAUGAUAUAACUGCCGGUUCUACCGA